ACCGAACCUAUCCAGAACCUUUCAUUUUCCUACUGCCCACCAUCCCCUGGGGCUCAGCGGUCACCAGCUUCCAGAACCAGCUACCCCCAGCAUCCCGGACCAACCCCCUCUCUGAUGCCUCCGGUACCAUGAGUUCCUCGUCCCAGAUCUGCCAGAACUACUCCCCCGAAGCUGAGGCCACUGUCAACCGCCUGGCCAACCUCUUCCUGCAGGCCUCCUACACCUACCUGUCCCUGGGUUUCUAUUUCGACCAAGACGAUGUCGCCCUAGUCAAAAUGUCGAGCUUUUUCCGGGAACUGUCCCGGGAGAAGGGCGAAGCACCUGAGCGCCUCCUCUGCCUCCAGAACCAACAUGGAGGCCACGUGUACCUCCAAGCUGUGGUGAAACCUGCCCAAGACGAAUGGGGCGGCAGCAGAGACGCCAUUGAGUCCGCCCUCAACCUGGAAAAGGGCCUGAACCAGACCCUCCUGAAACUGCACGCCCUGGCUUCCAGCCAGGGGGAUCCUCACCUCUGCAACUUCUUGGAAAGCCACUACCUGGAGGAGGAAGCUAAGCUGCUGAAGCGUUUGGGUGACCACCUGACCUCCCUGGGCCAUGUGCAAAACCAGGACCACCGGGGCCACCUGAGAGAGUACCAGUUCGAGAGACUGAGCCUGAAGGACGACUAGGGAGUGGGAUUAAGCAAAGAGGCGCAGUGCCCCCAAAUAAAACUCAUUAGCUUGCCCUCAGUGGGGCGCC
Molecule: messenger RNA, 738 nt
Organism: Monodelphis domestica (gray short-tailed opossum)
Lineage: Eukaryota; Metazoa; Chordata; Mammalia; Didelphimorphia; Didelphidae
Source: RefSeq, a predicted model, not a curated record